ACAUCUUAAUCAAGAAUCAAGUGUAAGGUAAGAAAAAAAAAACAAAGAAGAACAGUCAUAUUCUAUAUUAAGAAAAUGAAGACUUUCGGAUUUCUAAUGAUUUCGACCUUUCUGGUUCUCUUUGCAACUCUUCUCCCUUAUUCUUCGGCUUCAACCACCCGUCGAUUUCACUUUAAUGUCGAGUGGAAGAAGGUAACUAGGCUGUGCCACACGAAGCAACUUUUAACGGUGAACGGACAAUACCCUGGGCCGGCGGUGGUGGUUAACGAAGGUGACACCGUAGAAAUCAAAGUGACUAACCGGAUUGCUCACAAUACAACUAUUCAUUGGCAUGGGUUAAGGCAAUACCGGAGCGGUUGGGCUGAUGGACCGGCUUACAUUACGCAGUGUCCUAUACGAUCGAAACAAUCAUAUACAUAUAGGUUCAAAGUGGAAGACCAAAGAGGCACACUCCUUUGGCAUGCACAUCACUCAUGGCAACGCGCCUCCGUCUACGGUGCCUUCAUCAUCUAUCCGAGGCAGCCUUACCCAUUCUCCGGCAGCCACAUCCAGUCCGAAAUUCCCAUUAUACUCGGUGAAUGGUGGAAUGAUGACGUAGACAAGGUGGAGAAGCAGAUGUUGAAAACAGGAGCUGGUGCCAAAGUUUCCGACGCUUACACGCUUAACGGCCUUCCCGGUCCACUUUAUCCUUGCUCUACCAAAGAUACUUUCACCGCGAACGUGGACGCGGGAAAAACAUACAUCCUCCGCAUAAUCAACGCUGCUCUAAACAACGAACUCUUCUUCGCUAUAUCAAACCACACACUAACCGUAGUCGAAGUCGACGCGGUUUACACCAAACCGGUUCAUACCAAAGCAAUCAUGAUCGCUCCCGGUCAAACCACCACCCUCCUCCUCCGCACCAACCACCUCUCCGACGGAGAAUUUCUCAUAGCCGCAACUCCUUAUGUCACUUCCGUCUUCCCCUUCAACAACUCCACCACCGUCGGCUUCCUCCGUUACAACAAGAGUAAACCGGUUAACCAUCUAAACCGACGCCGGUUAAUAACGACGCUAUCCACACGCUCGGUCCUCCCCGACAUGCUGGACACGAAGUUCGCGACGAGAUUCUCCGACAGCAUCAAGAGCCUCGGGUCGGCCGAGUACCCGUGCAAAGUCCCCACGGCGAUCGACAAGCGCGUGAUCACCACGAUCAGCCUCAACCUCCAAAACUGCCCGGACAAUCAAACCUGCUCCGGAUACGACGGGAAGAGAUUCUUCGCGUCGAUGAACAACGUCUCGUUCAUCAGACCUCCUAUCUCAAUCCUGGAGAGCUACUACAAGAAAAAGAGCAGAGGGGUGUUCACGCUCGACUUCCCGGAGAAGCCUCCGAGCAGAUUCGACUUCACGGGAGUCGACCCCGUGUCGGAGAACAUGAACACCGAGUUCGGAACCAAGCUGUUCGAAGUGGACUUCGGUGCGAGGUUGGAGAUUGUGUUCCAGGGGACGAGUUUUUUAAAUAUUGAGAACCAUCCGUUACAUGUGCACGGACACAACUUCUUCGUUGUCGGAAGAGGGUUCGGAAACUUCGACGAGGAGAAGGAUCCGGAGAAGUAUAACUUGGUGGAUCCGCCGGAGAGGAACACGAUCGCGGUGCCGACGGGAGGAUGGGCGGCGAUUAGGAUAAACGCGGAUAAUCCUGGAGUUUGGUUUAUUCACUGUCAUCUCGAGCAGCAUACCUCGUGGGGAUUGGCUAUGGGCUUUAUCGUUAAAGAUGGGCCUCUUCCUUCGCAGACUCUGCUUCGUCCUCCUCGUGAUCUUCCCAAGUGUUGAAAGAGUGUUCAACAAGUUAGGUCGUUUCUAGGGUUUUGUUUUAUUGUAUUUUGAGUGUUUUAGAUUUAAAUAAUGAAUGGUUGUUCUUUUCUGUCAAA
Brassica napus (rape) is the source of this 1910-nucleotide messenger RNA. Its product is annotated as laccase-1. NCBI's taxonomy places the organism in Eukaryota, Viridiplantae, Streptophyta, Magnoliopsida, Brassicales, Brassicaceae. The coding region runs from base 76 to 1812 and encodes 578 amino acids. Gene Ontology annotation, molecular function: hydroquinone:oxygen oxidoreductase activity; copper ion binding. Gene Ontology annotation, biological process: lignin catabolic process. The record is from RefSeq and is a predicted model, not a curated record. Gene Ontology annotation, cellular component: apoplast. The transcript is spliced from 5 exons.